AUGCCAGCCGAAACAGCAUGCCCAAUACCUGGGGUCGACCAGGCACUCUCGUCGUACAUCAACUCCCGCGACGACACGCUGAAGAUCAGACGCACAAUCUCGCGAUACCUUACUGCCAGUCUUAGGCCAGUGAAACAUGCGACCCAGAAUCAGCACGUGAACCACGCAUGCCCUCAAAGCAUUUCAGCUACCAAUACAAACCCACCCGGUCUGAAAGAUUCACGCAUAGCCUUCCUUCGCGUCCUGCGAGCGAAUAGUCAAGCCGAAGCACGGCAUCGUGAGCUUCAAGCAUCGCUGGAAGAUCUCCAGACCCGCCACGUUGACGAGAACCCUACACUUCCACUGACAAGGCACAACAAUGAGUCUACAUAUGACUACAUCAACUUGCUCCGACAGCGUCGAAAGCUAGCAGAGCUCAACAUAGUACAAGAGUCUCUGGAAAAGCUGCUAAAUGCAAAGCCGUUCAUUCACUCCCACGACCCAAGAGAUCAUGUCCAAGAAGCAAUUGGAGAGCAGCCAGACCUUCCAGCGGAGAGACUGGUUCAGAUCGCACAGCCUCAGGACGAUCAGAGCUCGACAUUCAAACUGAAGCAAGAAGUGCUUGAAGCAAGGGCCCGCAUGGAUCGAGCAGAGAUCACCCGGAAGCAAGCCCACAGUGUAGAUCGAGAUCAAUCUGGACUUCAUAGGCAGGUACACGCCCUGGAAAGAGCGCGAGAAGAGAUCAUCGAGUGGAUACAAGGCGAAUUAGCCAAAAUGGAGGAGGACUCGGUAUUCCUUGAGGAUGCAUCUCCUAUCAAAAGUUCAGCCCAAGAACACACUUCUCUCGACCUUUCAUCAGCUGAAGCUCGCAUUCGCGCUUCUUAUGAUCAAUACACCUUGGCUCGAGUACAGCUGAUCGAGUCUUACUACAGCCUAAACGAGCCACAACCCGAGAACGGCAAGAUCAAAUCUGAUGAUAUGACAAAAGAAUUGCCUAAAGUUUACAAGGGUACAGAACUCGUAACGCCUAUCACAAAGUUGUUACCUCAUCUACCUUUCCUCGCUCGCUUUGCACAGAACGAACGCUCGUUACUCCAACAGGCCGUGUUUCUUCAAAGCCAGCUUGCUGUUUCAGACCAAGAACUAUCAGAAGCGCUGCUGCGAUUGUCAGGCGAGAGUCAUCUGCUCCCAGCUGGGGCAAAGGAUGCCAGCGCCUGGGGCAAGGUCGCGACAGAGGCAGAAAUCGCAACAGACAAGUCUGUGAAAGAAUACUUGCAAACUGGUCGCCAGGAGAUUGGCAGCAUCAGCACUAUUGUGGAUCUCUGCUCACUUCAAAGCAAAGUGCUUGCUGCCGUAUAG
Messenger RNA from Ascochyta rabiei, 1338 nucleotides. RefSeq lists its product as uncharacterized. The record is from RefSeq and is a predicted model, not a curated record. Bases 1 to 1338 code for a protein of 445 amino acids. The transcript has a single exon. NCBI's taxonomy places the organism in Eukaryota, Fungi, Ascomycota, Dothideomycetes, Pleosporales, Didymellaceae.